UUAGAAAACAAAUAAAGACCAAUGGAUAAAAAUAAGACAUGAUAGGAUAUGAUAAAUUAUGAGAAAAAAAAAUUAGGGAAUAAAAUUAAGUGACUCAAUGUUGCCUUAAGAUCCAAAGGUAAAAUAAAUUAUAUAAAAUGGAAAAUAAUUUAUCUGAAAAUUACUCACGGCUGUGUGGAGAACUGUGUAAUUUACUUUAUUUGAAAAAUUACAACAAAGAGAAAAUUAAUCAACUUAUUGAUGAACUCAAUUCUAAACCGUUUAAAGCUGAGAUAUUUGUCAGAAAACAUGACGCCACAACAUUAGUGACAGCCCUUUGUGUAAAUAUAAAGCCAACGAAAGACUUUUUAGCAACAAAAGCAUCUCAUCUCAUGAAAAGCAUGAUAGUGAAACAAAACCUCCAAUUUAGUGCUGAUAAUUUAUCAAAUGUAGUUGCCUGGCACAUUGAGUGCUUGAAGCAUAUUUCUGAGAUAGUAGUACCAGAUAUUUUGCAUAAUUUACAGUGUAUUCUGCAAUACAAUCCGCAAGUGGGUCAGAAGUUUACAGAUGCCUUAAUUGGCAGUAGAGGUGUUUUAAUACACUUAGUACAUGAUGACAAAUAUCUCAGCACUCCAAACUCACUCCAAAUAUGUUUGGUUGCUUUUAAAUGCAUGAUGUGCUUAAUAUCGGCUUAUGAUGACAAAACGUUAGAGACUAGCCAUGGUCUUUCAUUGGAAGCCAAAGAGAAAAUGUCACAAAUAGCAAUGAAGUUUUUAAUGAAAGGUCAUAAUAAGAAAACUGAUGAAUUUUUGUACUGUAAGGCUGUUGUAUCAGCAUUAAGGAUACUGGCGCAGUUAUACUUCAGUGAUCAGAAUGUGGUAAUUCCAUUGCCAGAAAUAAUAGGGAUCUGUCAUUAUUUCGUUCUUUUUGGACUUGUAGAUCAAGGUAAUAAACCUGAGAAGAUUAUGCCUUCUCAGCAAACUGUAGCCAUGGCACCUGUACCACACAAACCACCAAGUAAGGGUGGGAAGAAACAAAAAAUAAGGAAACAGCGAAACAAUGCAAUAGAAAGCCUCAAGAAAGAGAUACCUACUUCUGAUAGAAGUUUAUUAAAAGAUGUUGACAAUUUCGAAAACAAUUCUGCCUACAAGCCAGCAAGUCAGAAUUACUUAGAGCCACAGAAAACUAAGCAUGCCUGGGUAUUGACCAGUGAUUCAGACAUAUCAGAUGUUGAGAACAGCAGGGAGGCAAAAUUAAUUGCUUUAAAAGCUAGAGUGAGACAGAGUGCUUCAAAUUUACUUUUAGUCCUAAUAAAAGUAAAAGAAAAGAAAGAAAUCUUUGGAUAUUGGUGGGCCUUGUUACCCGAUUCUCCUGAUCCUCUGAACUGGUCUUCAGGAGAUUCUGCUAAGAUGACCCUUGCUUUUUGCGCCGUAACUGAUCCUAUAGCCAGUAGCCGUUCCAGUGUUUUGAGUGUAAUACUAGCGUUGUUAUCUGGAUCUAGGAUUUACUUGUCUCAAGCUGAAACAAGCAAGAGAGAGACAACAUCAUUCAUACCGUUCUCGGUGUCGCUUGGUUACGUAAUUGUUUGCAUGCACAAAGUUCUUACCUCGAUCCUGGACACCGAAAGGAGUCACGCCGUGAUUAUUGUAGCUCUGAAGUGCUGUGCCGCUUUGGUUCAGGCCACGCCCUAUCAUAAGAUGAAGAAUGGUCUCAUAGGGGACUUAGUUAAAUCAACAAGGAAGUUUUUGGUUCAUCGAGAUAUAACCCUGCAGGUGGGUGCGCUGAUAACAAUGGGAUGCGUCCUCUCAGUCGAGCCAAAAGUAGAGGAGGUAUUAAAAUCCAUAGAAAAAGAUACGGCUUUUCAAAACAGUCCUCAAAAUCAGAUAACUAUAACUGAUGAUUUAGAAGAAUGCGGUGAUUUUGAAGAGGGAUAUUCUGAUGAUGAACCUUUCGAAGAUUUUAGUGUGACGAAGGAAAAGUCUACGUAUUUCAGAAGCUGGAUCUUAGAUAUCUGCUUCCAUAAAAUUGGAUGGUUGUUCAGGGGACCAGAAGUAAAGAGAUGUAAACCUGCAAAUAUACCAGUAAUACUAGAAUCUCUUCAAGUUCUCUCGGCAAUAGCAUUCCACCAUUUACAAGAGCUACUUCACCCUCAUAUGCUUUUACUUGGAGACGUCCUCUGUGAGAUGUUGCAGCACGAGCACCAAGACGUGGUUGUGCACGCAGCCAAGACGGUCAGCGUAAUUGGUGAUGCCGUCCAGAAAUUAGAGCAAACGGAUCAAGCUCCACCCUUGACCCACUGCGUGCAAAUGUGGGAGAAACUGAUAACUCCAUUAUCGAACGUGCUGCAAUCGAACGAGAAUUCCCCGGCGAAGGCGGUCGCUUGCGAUUGUAUAGCGAACAUCGGGGAGAAAUCCUUCAAGGAGUUGCCGAGACGUUUUCAACUGCUGUGCUGCGCUUUACUGGUGGGAUCGUGCAGCGACGAAGAGGCGUCGGUCCGAGCCGCGGCAGUACGCGCCUUGGCCAUGGCGGUUAUGUUCAAGACAUUAAGAGAGGACAUACACUUCGUAAGUGACUGUGGCGAGAACAUCCUCAGGGCGUUGGCGGAGCCGACUCUAGUGGUCAGAGCGAAGGCAGCUUGGGCUUUGGGUAAUCUGAGUGACGCUCUCGUGCUAAACUUGCACGAACCGGAUGCUGACGAAGUCGACGAUGACCUGCUGGUCCGGCUGCUCGAGGUCAGCAUACAUUGCGCCGUAGAUAAUGAUAAGGUCAAGCAGAGUGCGACACGUGCCCUUGGAAACCUCUUACGUUUGAUAAAGAGCGAUAAUUUACAUCGGAAUCCGCAACUAAAGACCUUAUGCGAAGUAGCAAUAGGGAAGCUAUUGGACUGCGCUUGCAAGGUCGCGAACAUGAAGGUCCGCUGGAAUGCUUGUUACGCGCUGGGGAAUGCAAUGAAGAACGAGAAUCUCUUCACCUGUUUUAAUGGAUGGCAGAGUGAGGUGUUCUCGAAUCUAUGUAAACUAACAAAAGAGUGCAAGAAUCUCAAGGUUCGUAUAAACGCGGCGGUCGCGUUACGGGCGCCGCGCUCGCGAAUAUCGUACGCGGCGAACUUCGCGCCGAUUUGGCGAGGCGUCAUGGCCGCCAUGGAGAACGCUGUGAACGUCGACGAUUUCACUGAGUACAAACACAAAGAUAACCUCGUUGAACAGCUCUGCGUGACACUAGCUCACUUAUGCUGCCAGCUCACGCCAUCGGACCUAACCGAUAUCUUAGAUCACCUGGUGUUUCACUACGACUGCGCUAAAGCAGUCUUCACGCAGGUCUUUCAGCGUUUACCGCCGGAGAACGCUUCGUGCCUCCGCAUACUGCAAGCCGCUAAAUAUGUCACCGUUGAUCUGGUCGCUUCGAAUGACGCGCAAUCGCAGUCGUUAAGUUUACUACAAGAUAUAUUUAUAUUCGAUUUUUGAUUUAAUCGAAAGUUUAUUUAUUUCUUACACUGUAAGGAAAGGUAGAUUGGAUUGGAUGACGCGCCUCGCUUUUAGGGAAACAGAUCGAACAAUAAUCUACAGUAAUAUC
This is a messenger RNA of Bombyx mandarina (wild silkworm), 3552 nucleotides long. Its product is annotated as HEAT repeat-containing protein 6. NCBI's taxonomy places the organism in Eukaryota, Metazoa, Arthropoda, Insecta, Lepidoptera, Bombycidae. The record is from RefSeq and is a predicted model, not a curated record.